Messenger RNA from Drosophila novamexicana, 1389 nucleotides. Its product is annotated as segmentation protein fushi tarazu. The record is from RefSeq and is a predicted model, not a curated record. The transcript has 2 exons. Gene Ontology annotation, cellular component: nucleus. NCBI's taxonomy places the organism in Eukaryota, Metazoa, Arthropoda, Insecta, Diptera, Drosophilidae. Bases 1 to 1389 code for a protein of 462 amino acids. Gene Ontology annotation, biological process: negative regulation of transcription by RNA polymerase II; anterior/posterior pattern specification. Gene Ontology annotation, molecular function: RNA polymerase II cis-regulatory region sequence-specific DNA binding; DNA-binding transcription factor activity, RNA polymerase II-specific.
AUGGCAGCCACCAAUACGCACAGCCACAGCUACUAUGCCGAUAGCAUGUACAACAUGUAUCAUCACGCCCUGCCACCCACAUACUACAAUAACACCAGCAGCGGUAGCAGCAGCUACUACCAGAGCAACUCCAUGGCUGCCACAGCUAGCUGGCAGCCGGCGAGCUACCAGGCAGGCAGCUACGCACAGUACGGCCCGGAGAGCUACAGCGAGAGCUGCUACUACGCCAACUACCAGCAGACUGCCCUGCCACAGCCCGAACCCGCUGCAGUGCCUCAUUACCAGCCGACAGCAGUCGCUGAGCCCUUAACCAAAGCCAACUCGCCCGCGCCUGUUAAGAGCCGCAAGCGCAAGGCAGAGGAAUCCGCUGCCGAUAUCAUUGCCGCCGUGGAGGAGCGUCCCAGCACACUGCGCGCCCUGCUCACCAAUCCCGUGAAGAAACUGAAGUACACGCCCGAUUAUUUCUACACGACAAUCGAGCCCGUUAAGAAGCCCAGCAAGAGCAUCUCCGCCGGUGAGCUGUCGCCCUGCUAUGAGCAGGACUAUGCCGUACCCACGCCCUCCACACAGCAGACGCACAUGUCGCCGCAGCGCAGCACCAGCGAGGAUGUAGACUAUCUGGACGUCUACUCGCCGCACAAGCAGGCCAAGCAUGGCGACUUUGUUGCAACGCCGCCGGCUGCCACCACGCCCGCGACGCCCGCCUCCCUGGUCGAUGGCAUUGGCAUCAGCACGCCACCCCAGUCGCCGGCCGAGAAGUCAAAUGAAAUCAAUCAUCGCAUUGUGACAGCUGCCACGGGCAACAACGAAUUUAAUUGGUCGCACAUUGAGGAGACUCUCGCAUCAGAUUGUAAAGACUCUAAACGCACUAGGCAAACCUACUCCCGCUACCAGACGCUGGAGCUGGAGAAGGAGUUUCACUUCAAUCGAUAUAUCACACGCCGCCGCCGCAUGGACAUUGCACAUGCGCUCAACCUGAGCGAGCGCCAGAUCAAGAUCUGGUUCCAGAAUCGACGCAUGAAAUCCAAAAAGGAUCGCACUCUGGAAGCCUCACCCGAGCACUGCACCAACGCCGGCUACGGUUCGCUGUUGCCGCCACUGGAUGUUACCACUGUGCCGCCACAGCCACAGCCACAGUCGCAUCCACAGGCUGCUGCCAUGCCCUAUGCCGCCUAUCCCGCUUACUUGCCCGCCACACAGCAGAGCUAUGAUUACCCGCAGCAGUCGCCGCCGCUGCCACUACCGCCGCACUUUGGCCAACAGUACGACGCGCAGUACACACCGCAAUAUCAUCAACAGACGCAGCAGCAGUGCAGCUACCAACAACAACAGCAACAGCAGGAGCUGAGCACCUCCAACCAGGCGCUGUAUCAUCUGCCGUUGCCCUAA